AGUCAACUCCUAGCCGACGACGACUCACUAGUCUUCACGCUCCACAUCCUCCUCCAUCGCCGACGGUUCAAUCAUGUCGUCGCCGGCGACCGCCGCCGCCGCCGCCGCGUCCUGUGGCGUCCUCCGCCACCACCAUCCUCCGGCUUCCCCGCGGCCUCCUCCCACCACCACCACCACCACCUCCCGCCUCCUCCUCGCCUCGCGCUCGCGGGGCCUCCAGCGGCCACUCCGAGUCAACCACGCGCCCCCUCGUCGCCUCCCGCCCACGGCCGCGCGCGCCCAGAGUGCCGCCGCAGCAGGGUACCAGCCGGAGUCGGAGUUCUACAAGGUGGAGGCAAUCCUGAGGCCAUGGAGGGUGCCUUAUGUGUCAUCGGGUUUGCUGCAAAUGGGGAUCAGAGGCGUGACGGUGUCCGACGUGCGGGGUUUCGGCGCACAGGGCGGGUCAACUGAGAGGCAUGAAGGGUCAGAAUUUGCAGAAGAUACAUUUAUUGAUAAAGUUAAGAUGGAAAUAGUGGUGUCCAAGGAUCAGGUUGAAGCUGUUGUUGACAAGAUAAUUGAAAAGGCAAGAACAGGAGAAAUUGGUGAUGGAAAAAUAUUUUUGAUACCCGUGUCGGACGUGAUCAGAAUACGCACCGGCGAACGAGGGGAGCGAGCGGAGAGGAUGGCCGGAGGGCUGGCGGACAAGCUGUCCUCAGCAAUGCCGAUCUCAUGAGAGAGCAUGUUUCCUGUAGGUACCACUACUGCACUCCCCUGUUGAUUAGUGAUGAUGAUGAUCAUGCCUGUGUGAACUCCAGCAGCAAUAAUAAAGCUGGAACGUAAUGCCCCUCCAGUCCAGGGCUCCAGGCAUCUUACACUGAAAAUGUUGUUGCCAGAAACAAACUCAUGAACUGGAUUUCAUUAUGAACAAAGAUGGGGGAAAUUCAUGUGAAUUCUGCCAGAAUUUGAUGGGUGAUGGGCAGAAGUAA
Molecule: messenger RNA, 965 nt
Organism: Oryza sativa Japonica Group (Japanese rice)
Lineage: Eukaryota; Viridiplantae; Streptophyta; Magnoliopsida; Poales; Poaceae
Source: RefSeq, a predicted model, not a curated record